UUCAUCAUCUCUAACAUUCUGCCAUGGAACCAACGGCAGCAAUUCUCAUUCUUCUUUCAACAUUCUCUUUGAUUCUGCAGCUUCAAGCUUCAAGACCCAUCAUAUCUCACAUUAGUGUCAUGGGUAUGGUCUACUGUGACACAUGUUCCAUCAACUCAUUCAACAACCACACCUACUUAUUAUCAGGGGCAGAUGUUAGGAUAGACUGCAAAUUUAAUGCGGCUUCACCACGAACCGCUGAGCAGAUAUCGUUCUCAGUUAACCGGACUACAAACCGCUAUGGUGUUUAUAGUUUGGAUAUACCUUCUGUGGAUGGGAUCUAUUGUGCUAGUGAUGCUGCGGUUUUGAACACGUGUCGGGCCACAUUGAUUAGAAGUGGUAUGCCGGAGUGUGAUGUGCCUGGUUUCACCACCACUUCUGACGAGUUCUCUAUUAAAUCCAAACAGGCAAAUCUAUGUGUUUAUAGUAUGUUUGCAUUGAGUUUUAGACCAUCCAAGAAGGAUCCUGCCAUUUGUGGAAAGUAGUAGUUGUUAGUCUUGUUAUUAAAGUUGUAUGUUAUACUUGUGUUCCAAUUUCCACUUGUUGGUUACAAAUUUUUAACAAGAUAUUUUAAGUAUAUAGUAAACAAUAGUUGUGUUUUAAA
Molecule: messenger RNA, 643 nt
Organism: Helianthus annuus (common sunflower)
Lineage: Eukaryota; Viridiplantae; Streptophyta; Magnoliopsida; Asterales; Asteraceae
Product: pollen allergen Che a 1
Exons: 2
Coding region: 24-524 (166 amino acids)
Source: RefSeq, a predicted model, not a curated record